This is a messenger RNA of Helianthus annuus (common sunflower), 3537 nucleotides long. RefSeq lists its product as uncharacterized. The record is from RefSeq and is a predicted model, not a curated record. Gene Ontology annotation, molecular function: DNA binding; zinc ion binding. NCBI's taxonomy places the organism in Eukaryota, Viridiplantae, Streptophyta, Magnoliopsida, Asterales, Asteraceae. The transcript is spliced from 2 exons. The coding region runs from base 1410 to 3077 and encodes 555 amino acids.
UGGCAAAAUGGACCCAACUAAGAAAGUUUGGGUUGAUUUGGGUGCAAAAUAGCUAAGCAAUGGGUUAAGUUGGGUAAGCCUUUAUAGUUACAAGGGUCAGGAUGGGUAAAUUUAAAACUAAAAGAAAAAUCCAAUGGGUCAGGAUAGGCCAAGAUAAUAAAAGGAGUGGGUUACAAUGGACUCAUUUGGAACCCAAAAUAGAAACAGUUGAACACAACGUCAAUUGGGGAUUAGGUUCUUCAAUUACUAAACAUCAAACCAUAAUUCACAACAAAUCAGUCCAUCCAGCGAUUGAAUUCCCAAAAUCAUCACAUCAUUCCGGUGAAUUCACCAAUCUGUUCGUCGUUUCUAAGUUUCUGACACUCAAUUUUAGUUAAGUUGAUCAACUGUUUGUGGUAAGAAGUUCAAGUGAAGCCCAUACAACAUCCUUUCAAUCUCUCCAAACAAAUUAACCGGUGUUCUCCGGCACGGUGGCCGGCGGCGGCAACAAGAAGUAUCGAUCUGAAUUCUGAACAUCGAAUACUAAUUUUAAUUGCUCACAGCAAACAUCAGGUGUUUAAACAGUAUACACGUUUAUCUUUCUUGCUGCUUAUUCAAGGGGAACUACCACAUCGAAGUCUUUGUUGGUAAUAUCAGAUAUGUAAGUGAACUCACAAUUGUUGGAACUGGAUAAUUUUAUUCAUCAACACAAGAGCUUAAAUACACAAGGGAAACACAAACACUGUAAAUACACGAUGACCACGUAAACAAACAUGCAAUCAAGAGAAAAUCUACCCACUACUUGACAACAUGGACUACCCACUUUAUCCAGUUAUACCCAACGACUCUUUUCUAUAAUAUGACUCAAAAUGACAAAUAUAACCUUAAUUAAAGACACUUCAUGCAAAGACUCAAAACAUACAAACAUGCAGACUGUUGAUUAUUUGGGACAUUGUUGAAGAUUGUUUCGGUAAUCAAGAAUCAUCCGAGUCACGUAUUUGGGCCUCGGGCCUGUUUAUGUUUAUUUGGUUUAUAUAUUAUUAGUAAUGGGUCAAACAAUAGAUUAUGUUAUGUAUUUAUUUGGGCCGUAGGCCACCAGUUGGGUCGAACAGAUUAUGUAUAUGUCCAGUCCAAAUAGCAACCGGUUAUGGGUAAGGAUGUUGGGCCAUGUAGCGAACCGGUGUGUCUCCAAUAACCGAAUGGCGGUUAUUCUGAAACGUCACCACUCUUUGAAACAACGUGACUAUUGGAAGACAUACCCCUUCAUCCCUAUAAAGUCGCUGCCUAACUUCCCUAUCAUUCGGUUGUUAUCGUAGUUAUCAGUUUGUAUUCGAACGUGGUAUUCAAGUUAUCAUAUUCAAAGUUUAGUGUCAAUCAAGUUCAUUCGGUUAGUUAUUGUUUUCUGCAAAUCAUUCUCGUUUCAAUUAGUCAUGAUGAAUUCGUGUGAGUGUUGUGGUUUGUACGUGAAUGAUUGUGUUUGUGGUCACAAGUCCAUCCGUUCCGAUUGGUCCUGGGUUUCCGAUGAUGAUGAUACCAACAUUGGUAUCAGAGCCAAAGGUUUAACAGGAACCGGAAGGAAUUGUGAUCAAGGAGAGAACCGAAUCGGUGGAAACAAGGGGAAAUCGGUUAUGACCGAUUUCGGUGAUGAUGUGUUUGUUCGUAGUGGAGAGUGCGGCCGGGCGGCGGAAGCGGAUGAGUACGCGCAGGGGAAGCCAACCAUGCGGACCGGGGUAUCACCAAUGAAAAAGUUUCCAAAGAAGGUAUUCAGAGGGGGUUUCACGAAGAAGAACGGGAAGAAACCCAACGCAUCAGUGGGUAGGCCAAGAAAACCGGGGGUUCGGUGUUUCAAGUGCAAGAAGUUUGGCCACAUCGCGUCAAUUUGCCCUAGUAAGUAUAUUAUACUAUCACCUUUACCAGUCGAGAAUGAUUAUAUUGUAAAGGAUACUUGCGGGGGUAAAUGGGAUUCAAUCUGGGUUGUGGAUCCCACGUUUAAGACGCACAUGACGGGAAAUCGUAGUUUGUUCAAGUGUUUUAAAAGACACUUCGGGGUUGUAACGAAUGAAAGCAAGAAGGAUGUUUCGUUUGUUCAUGGAAUUGGUGAAGUAAGGGUGCCGGUGGACGGCAAGGAUAAGACAAUUCCGUGUGUUAGUUACGCACCAAAACUUGACAGGAAUGUUCUAAGUUUGGAACAACUCCUGUUUCAAGGAAUCGAGACGGUUACUAUGGGUGAAAAGUGCGUAUUGAAGAAGAUGUUCGGUUGUCGAUCAAAGGGUUACGACAUAUACGAAGACAAGUCGGAAACCGACUUGGAACAAGAUUAUCUUGACGCCUUUUAUGAUAAUCUUGGGGUCGACAAUGGGUAUAAGGAAGAAAAAGAAAAGUUUCAAGAAUGUUUAGGCGAUUACUAUGAGCGAGAAUUUGAAAAGUCAAAAAAUAAAAAGAAAGUGUAUGACGAACGCCCAAGUGCAAGGAAAGUCGUGUACUCGAAAAAGGCAAAGAAAGCUUUAAUGAUUUAUCUCGAAGGCGAGAAGGAUAAUCCACGCCAAUCAAGGCAAAUGCUUCGGGAACGGGCAAUAACUCUCUCUCAACUCGAGGAGGAUGUUGUAGAAAGGGGGUUAAUCAUGGAAAGCUGCAUUGAACCAGGGGAUCUAAUCACACUACACGAAGAAAUCAAGAAGCACCCAAGAUUCUUCGACACACCGUUUGAAGAAAUCUUAGUUUGGUUCAUCACGAACUUUCUUGGAAUUGUUUGUGAGAAGGCAAUGCCACCGAAGUUAAUUGAUGGUCGUGAUGUUAGCCUCAUACUACUACACCGCAUCGUGAAGCACAACGGUGGGUUUGAUGAGAUAAUGGCAAAAGACAAAUGGGGCGAGAUAUCGGUGAAGUAUGGUUACGACAAGGACGACGCUUAUGAAAUGAAGGUUGCAUACGUUUACUAUCUAGAGUUGGCCGAAUGGUACUUUGAUUACAUCAAGAAGGAGCGUGCAAGAGAAAAAGUUGGAAUGGCCGAGAGCUCGAGCAAUUGCGGAUGGAUCGAAGAUUCAAGUGAUGAUGACGUGGUGGUGAAGAUCGAAGUCACCAACAACCGCAAGGAGUAAACGGAUUGAAGAGCUCGGAUAUUUCUUGCUUAAGGGGGAGAAUGAAGAUUGUUUCGGUAAUCAAGAAUCAUCCGAGUCACGUAUUUGGGCCUCGGGCCUGUUUAUGUUUAUUUGGUUUAUAUAUUAUUAGUAAUGGGUCAAACAAUAGAUUAUGUUAUGUAUUUAUUUGGGCCGUAGGCCACCAGUUGGGUCGAACAGAUUAUGUAUAUGUCCAGUCCAAAUAGCAACCGGUUAUGGGUAAGGAUGUUGGGCCAUGUAGCGAACCGGUGUGUCUCCAAUAACCGAAUGGCGGUUAUUCUGAAACGUCACCACUCUUUGAAACAACGUGACUAUUGGAAGACAUACCCCUUCAUCCCUAUAAAGUCGCUGCCUAACUUCCCUAUCAUUCGGUUGUUAUCGUAGUUAUCAGUUUGUAUUCGAACGUGGUAUUCAAGUUAUCAUAUUCAAAGUUUAGUGUCAA